Histoplasma capsulatum G186AR is the source of this 1455-nucleotide messenger RNA. RefSeq names its product flotillin domain-containing protein. Gene Ontology annotation, cellular component: plasma membrane. The record is from RefSeq and is a predicted model, not a curated record. Gene Ontology annotation, biological process: protein localization to plasma membrane. Bases 1 to 1455 code for a protein of 484 amino acids. Lineage: Eukaryota; Fungi; Ascomycota; Eurotiomycetes; Onygenales; Ajellomycetaceae. The transcript has 6 exons.
AUGGCUAUUAACUCCAACUUUUCCCUCAGGUACAACGUUUCAGAGCCGAACGAGUACCUCGUUCUCACGGGAGGUGGCAUCAAUGACGUGCUUAUAAAGAAAACGGCGUUUGUGAUGCCAUGGCAAAAAUGCACCCGAAUUUCAAUUUCGCCGUUCGAUUUCUCAAUGAAUCUCCAGGCCAUGACCAUCGAAAAGCUUCAGUUUUCUCUCCCAGCCGUCUUCACAAUCGGUCCUGAUAACAAUAUCGAUUCCCUCAAGAAGUAUGCUCUCCUCCUUUCCGGAGAGGCUGAUGGGGUAAAAGCUGCCAAAUCGGCAACCACAGGGAAUCAUGUUCAAGAUAUCGUGAAGGGCAUCAUCGAGGGCGAGACUCGCGUGAUUGUGUCUGGCAUGACAAUGGAAGAAAUCUUCAAGGAACGACACGUCUUCAAGCAGCAUGUCAUCGAGAAUGUCCAAAAUGAGCUGGAUCAAUUUGGUCUGAGGAUCUACAACGCCAACGUUAAAGAGCUUCAAGAUACUCCAGGAAGCGAAUAUUUCACAUUGCUCAGUCGAAAAGCGCAUGAAGGUGCGCUGAAUCAAGCCAAAAUUGACGUCGCAGAGGCUCGAAUGAGAGGUGAAAUUGGAGAGGCCGAAAAGCGAGGCAAAACAAAGCAAGAGAUAUCCAAAAUCGAUGCAGAAACAGCCGUUCUAGAAACCAAGCGCCGAAGCGAGAAAGCGCAGGCAGAUGCUCAGCUUACAAAUCGCCAAACAGAGCUCGAUAUGGGCAUUCGACUUGGGAAGAUAUCCGCCCAGCGCCAAGCAGAGAUGAAAGAUGCCGAGUUGCAGAAACAGGUCGAGACCAAACGAGCAGAAACGGAAUUGGAACGCCUCCGGGCAAUCGAUGUGACCAAGAGCAAGAUCGCAAGGGAGGCUGCUGAACAGAACGCUGAUGCAGACCUCUACACCAAAAUGAAAACCGCUGACGCUGUGAUGUAUAAACAAAAGAUGGACGCUGAUGCACACUACUAUCGCGUCUCCAAGGAUGCAGAGGCGGCAUUUUUGGCCAAAACGAAAGAGGCGGAAGCUGCCUACAUCGCGAAGAAAAAAGAAGCUCAAGGUAUCGCCGAGACGGCCAAGGCUUACGCUGCGAUGGCAGAUGUAUUUGGCGGACCGCAGGGCUUCCUACAAUACCUUAUGAUUCAGAAUAAAACGUACGAGGCACUCGCCAGAGCAAAUGGAGAAGCUAUCAAAGGCCUUGAACCCAAGAUUACGGUCUGGAACACCGGUUCAUCUGGCGAUGCGUCACAGGAUACCACUGCCCCAAUCCGGAACCUCAUGCAAAGCCUUCCACCGCUUUUCUCCACUAUCCAUGAGCAAACUGGGAUCUCUCCCCCGACGUGGAUGGCUCAGCUUCCGCACACCCAGAAUCAGCCAAACUCUACCGGACAGGCUAAUGACAUUAAGGCGAAGCUCAAGUAG